CUUCGGCUGGGACGGCAGCAGCCGCAUGUUCAACUGGCACCCUGUGCUGAUGGUGGCCGGGAUGGUGGUGCUGUACGGGGCUGGUGAGUGCGGCUCUGGGGGGCACCUCGGGCACGUCGCCCAGCAGACGUUCUUCUCCCUCCACGGUCCCUUCCUAAAUCCACCGGAUUAUUGGGAAGAAAAUACUCUUGUCUUAGCCCUCCGGUCUGUGCUCUGCCGACAGGAGUAUUUGGGGAGCUCCGUGGUGAGGAGGGGGUGAGGCGGGCUGGGGAAGGAGGCCACGAUUCCAGGUUCUCCCCUUUAUGGGAGUAAAAGCCUCGGCCCGAGGGGGCCUCUGGGGGCAGCGUGCAGACUCCGGCCCCCUCCCACCCCCAGCCGGCCGUGGCCUGCUCUUUGCUCUUUUCUCUUUUCAUCUUUCUGAGACACACAGCACAGGCUGCUUGGGUAGAGACUGAGGUUCCCAUCCUAGCCUGGCUGCACACUGCCUAUGGGAGGGACCUGGGGCGAGAGGAACUUCCCCUCUCUAGGCCUCAGUUUCCUUGUUUGUAAGAUGAGGGGGUUGUCCCGGGGGGUCCCUUUUAGCUCUAAGGGGAGCCGUGCCCCCUCUGUGCCCUCUGCCCUGAGCUCUGCCCGCCUCCUUCCCUCGGGCCGGCGGAGGCUCCGAGGUGGGGGACGAGCCCUGGCUUCUGGCCUCCCUGCAGCCUCCUUGGUGUACCGCCUGCCCCAGGCCUGGCUCGGGCCCAAACUGCCGUGGAAGCUGCUCCACGCGGCGCUGCACCUGGCGGCCUUCGUCCUGACGGUGCUGGGGCUGGUGGCCGUCUUUGACUUCCAUCGCCACAGCCACAUUGCACACCUCUACUCCUUGCACAGCUGGCUGGGGAUCACCGCCGUUGCCCUUUUUGCCUGCCAGUGGUUCCUGGGCUUUACCAUCUUCCUGUUACCCUGGGCAUCCCUGUGGCUUCGCAGUCUCCUCAAGCCCCUCCAUGUCUUUUUUGGGGCCACCAUCCUGGCCCUCUCCAUGGCCUCUGUCGUCUCUGGAAUCAAUGAGAAGCUCUUCUUCAGUCUGAAGAACGUGACCGCCCCCUACUCCAGCCUCCCCCCAGAGGCCCGCUUUGCCAACGCCACUGGGAUGCUGGUGCUCCUCUUCGGAGUCUGUGUGCUCUACGUCCUCCUGGCCUCCUCGUGGAAACGGCCCGAACCGGGGCUCCUGAGCGACAGACAGCCCCUGCUGCAGGAGGGAGAAUGAGGCACGGAGGGCCCCCAGGAGCAGGCCUUGCCAGCCGCGCUCCCCCAAGCUCCGCUCCGCCGGGGACUCCGGAAUGGCCUGGACUCCGGUGCUUGCUUGGCUCUAACCCUUGGGCUCCCGGCCUGCUGCUUGCCCAACGGCGCUGGCUUGUGCACCUCUCGGACCUUCCUGAGGCCCUUCUGUGAGGCUCGGCUCCCAGCUCCCUGCUCCAGAGGGCUGGGCCUGUGUCCAGUGGCCGCCUCACCGCACCUGCCUCCGCGCCUCCCCCCAUGGGCCACUCCGGGCUGGGCAGGGGCGGCCCUGCGGGAGGCACCCAGAGCUGUCUGCGAAUGGGUGGGUGGGCCGCGGCCCUCGGGGGGGGAAGGGGCUGCAGCCCUCGGAGUGAGGUGGCUGCUCCGACUGUCACUCCCUCUAGCUUCUGCUCCAGCUGGGCCCUGGAUCUUCCCCUGUUGCUUACAUGCCUGUGGCCUGCUGGCAGUCACAAGAACUCUGAUCACUGGC
Molecule: messenger RNA, 1747 nt
Organism: Gracilinanus agilis (Agile Gracile Mouse Opossum)
Lineage: Eukaryota; Metazoa; Chordata; Mammalia; Didelphimorphia; Didelphidae
Product: lysosomal membrane ascorbate-dependent ferrireductase CYB561A3
Exons: 4
Coding region: 488-1246 (252 amino acids)
Cellular component (GO): lysosomal membrane
Molecular function (GO): oxidoreductase activity
Source: RefSeq, a predicted model, not a curated record